Messenger RNA from Labrus mixtus (cuckoo wrasse), 2714 nucleotides. It is a transcript of the gene kcnk4b, whose product is annotated as potassium channel subfamily K member 4. Lineage: Eukaryota; Metazoa; Chordata; Actinopteri; Labriformes; Labridae. The record is from RefSeq and is a predicted model, not a curated record. Gene Ontology annotation, molecular function: potassium ion leak channel activity. The transcript is spliced from 8 exons. Gene Ontology annotation, biological process: stabilization of membrane potential; potassium ion transmembrane transport. The coding region runs from base 534 to 1961 and encodes 475 amino acids. Gene Ontology annotation, cellular component: membrane.
CCCAUUCACACACUGAUGGUAGAGGCUGCUAGUGAGACCAUCAGAAGUAACUAAUCCCAUUCAUACACUUUCAUAUGCCACUGACGAAGCAGCAGGAGCAAUUUGGGGUUGAGUGUCUUGCCCAACGACACAUCAGACAUGUUGCUGCAGGAGCCGGGGAUCGAACCGCCGACCUUCCCCAACACUACCAACUGAGCCACAGCCGCCCCCAUAUCUGUUGUAUUUGGUUUGGCACUUUACUUUUUUUCUGAUAACUGCUCAGUAACAUCACCUGGAGGACAUGGAUCUUCAUUUUCAUCUAUGGUUUUAAUAGAUUGCCCCCUCCUUCAGAGUGUGAGGUGGACGGGCUCCCCAGUGGAUACGGAUCCCGGGAUUCGAUACUUAAGCCCGGGGAGAAGAGGGAGUGGAACAGACAAAGGCGUGGGCAGCUACAGGCGAUUAGCAGCUGCAGCAGCUGGGAUCCCAGUCACACCAGCACAGAGGCUGGCAGAGGGAAGCAGCAGCCUGUGUUUGGACUGGGCGGAGGUUCAUCCAUGCGUUGCUCUACCCUGUUCGGCAUCCUCACCGGGGUGCUCCUGUACCUGGUGCUGGGAGCGGUGGUGUUUCGUGCCCUGGAGACUCCACGAGAGAUGGGCAAGCACAUGCAUCUGCAGGACGCACGCCUGGAGUUCUUGAUGAACUUCACCUGCGUGGGCCCUGAGAAUCUUCAGUUACUUAUAGAGGAAGUGGUGGAUGCUAUGGGUGCGGGAGUGGAUCCCAACAGCAACACCACCUUUGUCAGCCAGUGGGAUCUGGCCAGUGCCUUUUUCUUCUCAGGGACGAUCAUCACAACAAUCGGUUUUGGAAACAUCUCACCAAAGACAGAAGGCGGGCAGCUGUUCUGUAUAUUCUACGCCCUGAUGGGAAUCCCCAUGUUCGGUUUCCUGCUUGCUGGAGUUGGAGACCAUCUGGGUACUGGACUGAGGAAAGCUGUCCUCAAAAUAGAGACUCUCUUCCGGAAAUGGAAAGUCAGUCCGACCAUAGUGCGAGUGAUCUCCGCUGUCCUUUCCAUCCUGCUGGGCUGUCUGCUCUUUGUUGCAGUGCCUAUCCUGGUUUUCCAGAGGGUGGAGCAGUGGACUCUUUUGGAGUCGGCCUACUUUGUGGUUAUUACCCUGACAACAGUUGGGUUUGGAGACUAUGUUGCAGGGGAUUCUGGGAACGAAGGCAGUGACCACUGGUACAAGCCUCUCGUUUGGUUCUGGAUCUUGCUUGGUCUCGCCUACUUUGCAUCAGUCCUUACAAUGAUUGGUAACUGGCUUAGGGUUUUAUCCAAGAAGACAAGAGCUGAGAUGGAGGAACUUCGAGCCCAUGCCACAGACUGGGGUCAAAACAUCCAGAACAUGUCGGUGGAUUUCCGCAUUCCAGGAAAAAUCGAUGACCCCUUCAAACGCCGUCGGAGGAAGCGUCGUCACGGCCCACGCAGCCAUGGUAACAGUGUGGCAGCCAACGGGGCUCCUGAGGGGAACGAAGAGCAGCAUGGGAGUCAAUCAGAGUCUGGAUCGUCCUCUUCAUCCUCCUCUAAUGAAUCAGAGUCUGCAUCAGAAGCAGACUCUCAGGCCACGCAGACAGAGCGAGUACCUGAAGAGAAACCUGCAGAGCCUGAAAAGGAGGAGACUCUUCCAGAACCCCAUCUGUCUCAGCCUCUGGACUACUUUGGGGAGAACCUUGCAUUUAUUGAUGAGUCUUCAGAUACUCAAAGUGUUAAAGUACAUUUAGAUCCUCUUCUGGAUUCCACUCAGUCCAACUCUGGACACUCUCGUCAGGCCAAAAGGAGACGCCACAGAAGACCAGUACCACAGAGAAGCCCCAGAGGCAACCGCUUGAACCCAGACAAGAAGGAACCCAAUGGAAACAAAAAAACAGUCCUAGAUCUACCACUGAAGCCUCAAGGAGAUCACAUAAACUCCACUGCACAAGCAUAGACUAGAGUUACAAGACCCGUUCCUACUCAGAUCAAAAAGAAGCAAGUGAUUUGUGAAUAAGUUCAGCUUUAGAACAAACAUAAAAAAAAAGCUUUAGCCACAUGUGGUUUGCAUUUGAAUGCUCUUACAUGAUCUUAGCAUGCGAGUGUGUUUGCCUUAAUCAAAGAUGUUGAACUGAUUUUACGCCUGUGUUCCCAUUACUUUGUGAGGAGUUACUGCUCUCUACUGGACCAGAUCAGAAAUGCACUACAUCUCUCUGAUUAUGAUGGAUCCUGCCUUUUACUAAUCACUAAACCAAACUAAAAGCCAUGUCAUGUUGGAGAGAGGUUGAUCUGGUCUGAGUCAGUCUCUUCUAAAUCCUGCCAACAAUAAACGGGUACUAAACAGGCUCAUUUUUGGUAUGAAAAAAAAAAAGUUUUUUAAACACUGUGUGCUAACCAUUAUUGCAUUUGAAUGCCAAAUAAAGUAACUCUACUGCACUGCAUAUAUAAUAAAGGUUUUGUAACUUAAUGCAGCACUGUGUCUUUAAAUGACUUAAUUCCAGAGGAUGCUGGUUAGCCAAUCUCUUUCUCGUGGAAAGAUGAGAAGUAAACAGCAAACUUUCAUCAUACCAUGUUUGAUAAUGUGCAUGUUGCUGGCCCUGGUACACUGAGAAUGACACAUCCUCAUCUUUUACAUGCAAAAGUAGGUCAAUAUUUUGAACAAAGCUGGAGUCAUUUAGCAGAUUAUCAACUUUCCCUGUAACACUCAAAA